Messenger RNA from Gongylonema pulchrum, 348 nucleotides. Lineage: Eukaryota; Metazoa; Nematoda; Chromadorea; Rhabditida; Gongylonematidae. The record is from the annotation of a GenBank genome assembly.
AUGAUCAAAGCGUCAGAAGGCGGCGGUGGUAAAGGAAUUCGUUUGGUCCGAAAUGAAUCCGAAUUCGAAGUUAAUUUUCGGAGAGUGCAGGCGGAGGUAGCUGGCGGGCAUAUAUUCCUGAUGCACUGUUUGGAAGGUGCUCGACAUAUCGAGGUGCAACUUCUGGGCGAUAUGUACGGUGAAGUGAUUGCUUUGCGAACACGCGACUGUACUGUUCAGCGGCGAUGUCAGAAGAUCAUUGAGGAGGCGCCGGCGAUCGCUGCACCCUUAGUUGUGCAACGAAGCAUGGAAGCGGAUGCUGUGCGUCUGGCAAAAAUGGUUGGAUAUGUCAGCGCAGGCACUGUGGAG